AUGGCAAGCUCGCUGUGCUUUGCACCUCUCAUUUCCUCAAACGUAGUUGUGAACAGACCUGGACUUAUUAGCCACAAAUUGAGCUGCGGGAGGGCAAAUUGGAUUACAGACGCUUCUUGUAGCUCAAGAAAUGCUCCUUUCGAAGCUUUGAAGGUUAAUGCUACGAGCAACAAACCAAGCACCAAACCGAAUAGCAUACGUUGUGCUGAAUGUGAUGGAGAUGGUGCUAAGAAAUGUACUCAAUGCGAAGGAAGUGGAAUCAAUUCAGUCGAUCACUUUAACGGGCAGUUCAAAGCUGGAAACAUGUGCUGGCUAUGCAGGGGCAAAAAGGAGAUUCUUUGUGGUAGUUGCAAUGGUGCUGGGUUUAUGGGUGGUUUCAUGAGCACAUUUGAUGAUUAG
This is a messenger RNA of Striga hermonthica, 399 nucleotides long. NCBI's taxonomy places the organism in Eukaryota, Viridiplantae, Streptophyta, Magnoliopsida, Lamiales, Orobanchaceae. The record is from the annotation of a GenBank genome assembly.